CAUUUUUUGUGUGUGUGUUUUUUUUUGUUGUUGUUAUUUUCCAACAAGCUUCUGCCCUCUGCUAUUAACAUUAUGCCUGAAUGUUUUGGUCUCGAUAGGUAGUUCUAUUACCUACGAGGAACAGCGUACGAUGGAGCUCUGAAGAGCUUGAAUGAUCCGCCAUGGUUAGUCAAGUUUAUGGCAAAACAUAGAAAACCCUUACCUUAUAACCUUGAACUGAAUUCUGGUCAUCAUUCAACUGAAUUCCACAAAGGGUACUUUCAUUCUGGUAACUGAAAGGCUAUUGUUUAUCACUCUCGUAGAUGCUGGUUUAUGAAUCCCGUUUGCAAGAAUUUUUGUUAUUUCCAAAAAUGCAUUGUUAUGUUGUGCAUCUUGGCAGGUUCACGUGGCAAGUAAUUGAAGAAGGUGACAUGGUCUUCACCAUUGUACCGUGAAAAGAGUAGAAAUUGGCCAAGUUACUGAUAACUUUUUUUUGUUGUUGUUGUUGCUAAGGGUGAUAUAAUAACCUCAUUAGAGUGAGAAGAAGUAUUGUACUGAUAAAUUUUUACCUGUCUAUUGCUUACAGACAGAAUUUUCACUCUCCCAUGGAAAACUGAUCUGGUCAGUAAUAAUAACCUCAUUAGGUGGUAUUUUCACGCUUCAACAAGGUAAAUUUCUAUUGCAUGCCAAUGCAAUGCAAUUGCAGUUUACGUACAAUACUUCUUCCCAUCUGAAUACGUUGUAACUUCUGUUUCACUGUGAUUUGAUAUUGUUGAAUCCGACUCAAUUGAUCUCUGUUGUUUAUGGCGAUUCUGUAUAUUAUGAUUGUGUCCCCAUGAAACAUCACUUUUGCAGAGCAUUCCCGGUUGCCAUUAAUUGAUGGAUCCUUUAUUUACGGCUUUCUUACCGUCGGAACUCCAAAUAUGAAAUAUGUUGCAUGAAUGUAAUGACGUUUACACCUUUCUUGCUGUUGAAACCAUCUUUGCAUCUUUCUCGUAUCUAAUGUUACUCUAUGGUAUUUAUUGUGAUUGUAGGAGUCAGCCAUGUCACUGCGUUAACCUUCAUUACAGAAUAAAUUGCUAUUAAUUUGGAAUUUCGGUGGGUUGCCCUUACAAAAGAAUGGGGUGGUUUAGAGCAGGAUGUAUGAUAUCAACAAAGCUCUCCGCCAAGAGAAAUCUCUGUGGAUUGCACAUUUUCAGAAUAGUGCAACCUUUCCCCUUUUCACCCAUCAGACGGAUUUUCCACAGCACAAUCACCAAACAAGAACAAGUGAAUGCCAACAGAAAAACAGACAGUUUCCUCGAUUCAGCAAACAGCGUCUACAUCGAGGAGCUCCAAAGAUCAUGGGAAGCCGAUCCAAGCAGUGUGGAUGAGUCCUGGGACAACUUUUUCAGGAACCUGGUAGGCCAGAAUCAUGUCAAGGGAAUGGCUGCAGCAGGCGUUGGGGUUUCUGGUCAGCAGUCGAUACAAGAGAGCAUGAGUUUGUUGUUACUGGUAAAAGCAUAUCAAGUAAACGGCCAUACCAAAGCCAACUUAGACCCACUCAACCUGGACUUAAACAAGGAUGCUAUUCCAGAGGACCUCGACCCAGCAUUCCACAGCUUCACAGAAUCCGACCUCGACAGGGAAUUCUACCUGGGAGUGUGGGACGACUCGUCUGGGUUCUUGUCAGGGAACCGGCCUGUAAUGACCUUGAGAUCCAUCAUGAAUCGGUUAGAACAAACCUACUGCGGCAACAUUGGGUACGAGUACAUGCAUAUCGACGACAGCAGCAAGUGCAACUGGCUGAGGAACAAGAUUGAGACACAGGAGCACAUAAACUAUGAUGUCGAACAACGUAAAGUUCUUCUCGACCGGCUGAUAUGGAGCACACGGUUCGAGAAUUUCUUGGCUGUCAAGAAAAAGGCAGAGAAGAGGUUCGGGCUCGAAGGUGGUGAGACUCUCAUCCCGGGGAUGAAGGAAAUGUUCGACAAAGCUGCUGAUUUAGGUGUGGAGAACAUCGUCGUAGGAAUGCCACAUCGUGGGAGGCUUAACGUGUUAGGUAACGUGUUCAGGAAGCCACUGGCACAGAUCUUCAGCGAGUUCGACAAGAAGGCUAAACAUGGUCUGAGCGACGAUGGUGAAGUGGGGGAUUACAUGGGGACGGGUGAUGUGAAGUACCAUUUGGGGACGUCGUAUGACAGACCGACGAGAAGAGGGAACAGGAUCCAUCUGUCUCUGAUGGCAAACCCUAGCCACUUGGAAGCUGUGGACACUGUCGUCUUGGGGAAGACGAGGGCGAAGCAGUACUACUUCAAGGAUUGUGACAGGACGAAGAACUUGGGUGUUUUGAUCCAUGGAGAUGGUAGCUUUGCCGGGCAAGGUGUGGUUUAUGAGACGUUGCAUUUGAGUGCCCUGCCUAAUUACUGCACUGGUGGGACUAUACACGUUGUGGUGAAUAAUCAGGUGGCUUUCACUACUGAUCCCAGGUCGGGAAGGUCUUCACAGUAUUGCACUGAUGUAGCCAAGGCGUUUAAUGUUCCGAUUUUCCAUGUGAAUGGCGAUGAUGUGGAGGCAGUUGCUCGCGUCUGUGAGCUUGCUGCAGAGUGGAGGCAGAGGUUUCAUGCUGAUGUUGUGGUUGAUAUUAUAUGUUACAGGAGGUUUGGGCAUAAUGAGGUUGACGAACCAUCUUUUACACAACCUAAGAUGUACAAGGUGAUUGAGAAGCAUCCUUCAUCGCUUGAGAUAUAUCAAAAGAAACUGCUGGAGUCAGGGGAGGUGACACAGGAGGAAAUCGACAGGAAACAUAACAAGGUGGAAUCAAUACUAAAUGAAGAAUAUGCAAACAGUAAAGACUAUGUCUUGAAAAGAACAGAUUGGCUUUCUUCACAUUGGGCUGGCUUCAAGUCCCCUCAACAGCUUUCUCGCAUUAGAAACACUGGUGUGAACCCAGAAGUGUUGAUGAAUGUUGGUAGAGCAAUUACUACAAUCCCAGAUGAGAUAAAGGCUCACAAGCAAGUGAAAAGAAUUUACGAAGAGCGUGCUCGGAUGGUCGAGAGUGGGGAAGGCAUCGACUGGGCACUUGCAGAAGCCCUUGCAUUUGGUACAUUGUUGGUUGAGGGAAAUCAUGUUAGACUGAGUGGCCAAGAUGUUGAAAGAGGCACAUUCAGCCAUCGACAUGCUGUGCUUCAUGAUCAAGAGACUUGGGAAAAGUACUGUCCACUAGGCCAUACUAUGCCGGGCCAAGAUGAGGAGAUGUUUACUGUAAGCAACAGUUCACUCUCGGAGUUCGGUGUGCUUGGAUUCGAGAUGGGUUACUCCAUGGAGAACCCUAAUGCUUUGGUGAUGUGGGAAGCUCAAUUUGGCGACUUCUCUAAUGGAGCUCAAGUUAUGUUCGAUCAGUUCCUUAGUGCAGGGGAAUCGAAAUGGCUGCGCCAGACUGGACUGGUUGUUCUGCUCCCUCAUGGCUACGAUGGACAAGGACCAGAACAUUCCAGUGCUAGAUUGGAGCGCUUCCUAAUGAUGAGCGAUAGUUACCCUUACGUAAUGCCCGAAAUGGAACCAACACUCAGAAAGCAAAUCCAAGAAUGCAAUUGGCAGGUCGUGAAUGCCACCACUCCUGCCAAUUACUUCCAUUUGCUGCGCCGCCAGAUACACAGGGAGUUCAGAAAGCCUCUGAUAGUGAUGUCCCCCAAGAACUUGCUACGACACAAGCUCUGCAAGUCCCAUCUCUCCGAAUUCGACAACGUGCAAGGCCACCCUGGAUUCGACAAACAAGGAACCAGGUUCAAGCGGCUCAUAAAGGACCAGAAUGGACACUCUGAUGUGGAGGAAAGCAUUAGAAGGCUCAUUCUGUGCUCUGGAAAGGUGUACUACGAGCUGGAUGAAGAGCGUGGAAAGGGUGAUAACGCAAAGGACGACAUUGCCAUUUGUAGGGUGGAACAAUUGUGUCCAUUCCCAUAUGACCUUGUCCAAAGAGAGCUGAGGCGUUAUCCAAAUGCGGAGGUAGUAUGGUGCCAAGAAGAGCCGAUGAACAUGGGAGCUUAUAGUUACAUUCUGCCACGGCUGGCGACGGCCAUGAAAGACAUGGGGAGAGGUUCCUACGACGAGAUCAAGUACGUCGGCAGAGGAGCAUCAGCUGCAACAGCGACGGGUUUCUAUCAGGUUCACAAACAAGAGCAGUCUGAAUUCCUUCAACGUGCCAUGCAAACAAACCCCAUCCAAUUUCCUUGAUGAUGAUGAUGAUGAUGAUGAUGAACAAACCACAGUGAGAUUCGGACACCUAAAACAUCAACCACUGUUGAAGGUCAAUUCAGGGCUAGCUGGCUGAUCAAUUUCCGACUUGGUAAGUUCUAAGAAGGAGAGAUGGAUUUGAGGAAUAAAGAUUGGACUUGGGAAAAUAAUAGAUUCGACAAUUAGUUGUUUGGUUGAUAGAUAGAUUUUAGUGUGGAAUUCUCCACCCUCGAACUCAAAAUAUGUCCCGAAUCAUUUAAAUAUUAAUAAAGACUUAUAUAAACUCAUUUUGAGUAAAAUCCUGAAUAUGCUAUUGCAAAAGACUUUAAAAAAGAAUUGAGUGUCCACAUACGUUUUCCUAUAUUUCACGUACGGGCGUUAAAAAAACACAUUGAAAUCAGCAGUCGGUGGAUUAUGAUAAAGUUUCAGAAAAUUACACAUAUUGAUACCACUAACACCUUGCCGAUUUUUUUACUAAACAAAGAAAGGAUGCCUCUCCACAUAAGUCAUUAUGUUACAUAAAUGGUGGAUUAAGAUAUAGGUUUCAUAAAACUACACAUAUACCGAUACCACUAAUCACCAUGUCGAUGUUUUUACUAUGCAAGAAAGGGAUGUUUCUCCACCAAAGUCAUCACCUUUGCAUUAGUUCAUGCCACCCAUCAUCUAAACACCAUAUAUCCACCUGGGCCACUGACUGUUAAUCCAAUUAUAACUUGUCUUAAUAUUAGGAGGGAAUCAUUAAGUGCCCAAAUGUAGUCAGGCGUCAGCCGCUUAAUUAGGUCAUUAUAAAGAAAUCUAAUUACUGAGCACAAUAUGGAAAUGAUAUUGCUAUAUGACUUGGAGGUUCCCAUAAUCGACUGCACAAUUUUAUUUUCCACCUAAGUUUCAAUAAUUUCAAUCGCCAAAGAAGGACACGUACGUGGAGGCUAAACAUGAUAAAAUCAUAAUGGUUAUCUAAAUUUAAAUUGCAUCUCCAAAAAAAUAAGGUUAAUAGCUUCUCAUCUUGGCAGGUCCGAUACUUUUUCGUGUUUAUGCAACAUUGAAAUACAUAUAUUAGAAUACUCAUACUAACUAAAUAUUCGUAAAAAAAAUAAUAUUGUAGACCUUUUAGAUUAUACCUAGUUCCGCCAUCGAACCAAAUGAAAAAUACAAAAAAAAAAGGAUAAUUAAAAGAUUUUCAUUAGGAGUAUGAGAGGGAUAGCAUUUUCAAUUUGGUAUAAAACUAUAAUGGGAUGUGAGCUAAUAUAAAUAUAAUAUUACAUGAUGUGGGUGUGAUUCCACCAUACUGAAUUUGGUGAGUGCUGUUUACAUGUGUGGCUAUUUAUACUCCCCAAGUGGCCUCAGCAUAUUCGGAUUAAUAUGUGGAUCUUAAGCUUAGGGACAUGACACUACGUACUUAUGUUUAAGGAAUGGUUUUUCUUUUCUAUUCUUGUGGGACAGGUGUUAAACUUAGUAUCUACUACUAAUUAUUAAUUAAUAUAUGGCCUGUAUGGUAAGUCUAUGUAAAUUCGGAGUAUAUGAAUUUGUCAUCGUUUGAGAGAGUAUAUGAAAAAAUGAUAUAAGACUCAUAUUUGGAUAUCUUCAAGAAUUAUAAUUAUUCUGAUCAAUUGGUUAUUGAAAUUUGUAUGUUGCUUUGAUACAGGGGCGGAGCUAGGUGGAGCCCCCGAAUUUAGAAACUACGUACAAAAUCUCUUCGGAUUGUGAAGAAUUACGUAUAAAAUAGAUGUUAUUGUAAUAUUAACUUUGUGCGCAAUAAUGUGACAAGAAACGAAGUGGCGGACGAGUGGUUGAAGAUUCAAUCUUAUAAAAUGGGUGCACAGGAUCGAAUUUUGCCAAUAGCGAAUUAGCUCUUGUUUUUGUCAUUCUCAAGUUGUAAGCCACGUUCUCACCUAAACUACAGCAAGUUAACUGUUAUCUCACCUAAACUACAGCAAAUUAACUGUUAUCUAAGUGUCAUUUUGCCCUUUCCAUAUUGAAAUAGGCCAAUAAAUUGUUUGAAAAUGAUAAAAAUGAGCUACAUAUUGAAAUGCAUGAUUAAUUUUUUUUCGUAAUUUAAUAAUUUGUUUUGAGUAUAUCACAUAGCAAAUAAUUAUCUCAAUUCUUGUUUCGUUAUGAUAAUAAAAAUUCUAUAAACUUUUUUUUGUCAUGGUAAACUAAACAACUUCGGCCUCCCCGAGAUCCAAAUCUUGGCUCCGCCCCUGCUUUGAUAUCCAAUUUAUAUAGUAGGUUCAUACCAACAAUCAUCUAAAUUUUUAUUUUUCGGUCAACUUACAAACAAGAUAGUACAACGUACUUGAAAAAUGAUGAUCAAUUAACCAUAAAAGAAAGUCUCAUUAUAAGUAAUUUCUCUCAAUGGCCAUCAGAAGCAUGAAUUUUCCAAAUAUUCAUAAUAAUCAAAAUAGUCUCAUACGUAUCCAUUGAGUGAGCCCACAGGCAUCUGAACAAAGAAGAUAAUGGGUUCUUGAAAAAAAGGAGAAGAUAAUGGGUUUCCACCAAAAACAAUCCCACACAAACGAAAAGUGUCCACGACCGGUCUUUUAAAAGUCCAAAGAAGUCGAGAAAAAAAAAAAAGGCUUUAAUUUCUUGACCCAUUUAGCAGUGAGCCCAUUCUGCAACCUAACCUUCUAGUUGGGCGAGCCAAAUUUAAGUUGAUUAUUGGUUGUUUAACGCACUAAAUAAUGUUAAUUGAUAAACUAAAAGCUAAACAAUUUAUUUUUAGUGGCUAGGAGAAAGUUUGAUUGUUUGUUAAAUAAGAUUAUGGUACACGUAACAUCUCGAAUCUUUUUCCGAAUAAUAUAUUGUCCGCGCUUUGAGUUUCGACCCUCACGGUCUUUUGUCUUGGGGGUGUAAUAUUAAUGUGACUUUUCGUAAGAUCACUCAUCCUUGUUAUACAACACAAUAAGCAGUAAGCACGUUU
Linum trigynum is the source of this 7108-nucleotide messenger RNA. The record is from the annotation of a GenBank genome assembly. Lineage: Eukaryota; Viridiplantae; Streptophyta; Magnoliopsida; Malpighiales; Linaceae.